UGUUGCCUCCAAACCACGUGGACUAGACUAGCAUAAAUUACAGUAAUUUAUAGUAUCAAGAACUCUUGAAGUAUCUAUGAGACUACAUGUAAACUAGAAAAAGAAAAUGGCUAGUGGUGUGCAGAGAACAAAGCCCAAUAUCCUCAUUACUGGAACCCCAGGCACUGGCAAGUCUCUGACCGCCAGUGAAGUAGCCUCACAGACUGGACUCACCCAUAUCGACAUUGGUGCCCUGGCAAAAGAACACAACAUGUUUGAUGGAUGGGAUGAGAAAUUCCAGUGCCCAAUACUGGACGAAGACAAGGUGGUGGAUGAGCUAGAGGAGAACUUGAGUCAUGGAGGGAGCAUUGUGGAGUAUCAUGGCUGCAGCUUCUUCCCCGAGAGGUGGUUUGAUGCUGUGUUUGUACUCAGAACUGACAACACGAUCCUCUAUGAUCGGUUGAUCCAAAGGGGUUAUAGUGGGAAAAAACUCUCAGACAACAUUCAGUGUGAAAUAUUCCAGACUAUCCUAGAAGAGGCACGAGAUAGUUAUUCAGACUCCAUUGUUUUUGAACUGUCUAGUAACCUUCCUGAAGAGUUAGAACAAAAUGUUGAAGCUGUUUGUCGGUGUGUGAGAGAAUGGACACCCAGUGUCGAACGUUAAUGGUGGUGUGAGUUUGUCAAUAAUAAAUUUAUAAUGGUGUUAUAAUUAUGUGUUAUCAAAGUUAGUAUAUUUUUGA
Molecule: messenger RNA, 719 nt
Organism: Halichondria panicea
Lineage: Eukaryota; Metazoa; Porifera; Demospongiae; Suberitida; Halichondriidae
Product: adenylate kinase isoenzyme 6-like
Exons: 4
Coding region: 107-643 (178 amino acids)
Cellular component (GO): cytoplasm; nucleus
Molecular function (GO): ATP binding; ATP hydrolysis activity; AMP kinase activity
Source: RefSeq, a predicted model, not a curated record